GACGAACUUUUACUUCACCGCCGGGGUAAAAUUAGGACACAGCACACCAUACUGUAAAAUGGUUACAGAUAGGCUAUAGCUGUGAUCCACAAAGCUACGUGUUCUGCUUUUUAUUUGAAGAAGUCAAACAAGAAAAAGUUUUAACUCGUGGAAAAGCAUACAUCUUUUUAACAGAAAAAUGACUGAGCUUUCUGAUAAAAGCUUACAGUCGCGUUUGGAAGUUCGACGUCCUGUACUCUUCCUGAGUUAAUCAUUAGGCUAAACCCGAGCAGCAAUCGGCUGGUAACAUCACCCCUUCCGGGUUCAGUUAGCUUAUUAUAAGUUGUAGAUAGUUAUUGAAUUAAAAACUAAAGCACAAGAAUACAAAAAGAAACGUAGCCUACCGCAGCAACAACAUUGACAUUUGACAAUAUUAUCGAGAAAUAACCUAUGCGAUUUUCUAUACCUUGUAUGCGCGUGUACAUAUUCUUACAUCCCUCAAGAAUGUAGAAAUAGCUACGCCGGUUAUCUCAAUGUGACCUCAAUCCGCCAUACCGUAAGGAUAGGACUGCACGGAUGCCCGCUACUUAUUCAUGAAACACUUGCGCGCGGGGUGGAGCGCAUUUUGAGAGCCAACUCGAACAGGACUAACACCUUUAAGCAUAAAAGUCACUUUCAUUUACGGAACACCAGCUACAGAGAACAUGGCAGAGGACAUUCAAGCUAAGCUGGAGAGGUACCGCACUGCACCGUUUGAUGCCAGAUUCCCAAACCAAAAUCAAACCAGGAACUGUUGGCAGAACUAUCUUGAUUACCAUCGCUGCCAAAAGGCCCUGACUAACAAAGGUGUCGAUGUUGCCCCAUGUGACUGGUACAAGAGGGUCUACAAAUCGCUGUGCCCCAUAUCAUGGACUACGAAGUGGGAUGACCAGAGGGAUGAGGGAACGUUCCCUGGGAAGAUCUGAGCGCAGCCUACUGUAAGAAGCGGUCCUUCAGAGUAAAGUCUGCAUCAGUGGAGGGGUGUUCCUCCUCUGCUGCUUCCAUAUCUGAUCCUCUGCAAUGUGAGCAGGUCCUAACUUAACCGUCAUUCCUUUGAACGUGUAUUGUGCAUAGUGCAUUAAAAUCUCAGGCAAUAAAUUAAAAUGGAGUGUGCGCCUU
Molecule: messenger RNA, 1137 nt
Organism: Anguilla anguilla (European eel)
Lineage: Eukaryota; Metazoa; Chordata; Actinopteri; Anguilliformes; Anguillidae
Product: cytochrome c oxidase subunit 6B1
Exons: 4
Coding region: 684-944 (86 amino acids)
Cellular component (GO): respiratory chain complex IV; mitochondrion
Source: RefSeq, a predicted model, not a curated record